CCUACACCAUAAGGAUUGUACAGCAAGUGUGCUGACAGAGUCAGAUCCUCCACAGCCUACAUGAAAUCUUCACAUACCGGUUGUUAUCGAGAUAAUCGCGAAUAAAGAUAUAAUCGGACCGCUUACUCAUUUUCACGUAUGUUCCCUGACAAUCGAGAUAGCGCCCUUACAGAAAGCACAUUCUCAGCUGUCUGUAGAACCCCCCCUUUCUCACCAACCCACUAGGCAUCGGAGCGGCGCCUCCCAAUCAUGCUUAAUCUUAGACUACAGCACCAACAUCGAGCCCGAUAUUGAUUCAUUAGUUCUCUUCGAUUCCUUGGGUGGGCUUCGUCCACACAAAAAGCCGUAAGACUAUCAAACAUCAACUAGGCACUGCUGCCCUGCUCGUCGCAAUGGAGAUUCCCCACCCUGACGAGCUCACAGAGACGUUCGUCAGCAUUUCCAUCGCGCUAGGCAUCUUGACCUUCGUGGCCAUUGUUGCUGUAGCCCUUCGUCUGAUACACGGGAAGCGGACGAUGGCUCUCUGGUGGGAUGACUGGACAAUUGUAGGCGCUUCUUGUCUUUGCUGUCGGAGUCUUCAUCAAUACUGCCGUCGCUACAUCACCUCAAUAUGGAGUGUCUGGGUAUCACGUUGUGCAAUACACCGUUCCGCAGUUGAACAACUGGUUCAUAAACUUCAGGAUGAGGUAGAAAAGGCCCCUGGGGAUGGUUUCUUCUUCAUGGAGAUCGGAAAAUAUCUGCCUGCCAUUCUGCGUGGCGAGACAGACCCGCUGAGCUUGAUCUUCCGAGAUGGACUGGUAGAUCGAUACUACGAAGCAAUGCUCGAUAAUGAUCACCACGCGUAUCCAGCCGCACAAAUCAUCGACCUUCUCUCCUUUAAAAAUCCCUCGAUGAGGAUCAUCGAGAUCGGCGCAGGGACGGGAGGGCAAACGGCAAGAUAUUGGAGACCGUGGCCAAGGACGGGGUACAGAAGUGGGAACAGUACGAUUAUACUGAUAUCUCACCCGCAUCCUUCACUGCUGCCAAAGAGAGCUUAAGAAACUUGGUUAGAAAAGCGCAAGAAAGCCGAAGCGGAACCCUGUUCGUCAACAAUGGCGCACUAGGAAAAUUUCCAAAGAACAAUGCCUGGAGACUGUUAGCAAUGGUGACAGCAGCAUCUAUGUAAUACCGGAUACAGGGAACACUAAUCAGAGAGGCCAAGCUUCCUACAGACGAGAGCCUGUCAAUCGUGAUACGCUGAAUAUGCACCGCCUUCAUCUUGUUCUUGCCCAGGCAAUCCUUAACAAAAGAAGCGACGAAAGCAAUUGCACGCUCUGCAGCGCCUAGAACCGCUGACCAUGGCGCUCGCCAGACAUAUGCGAGGCCUUGCUGACACACACACACACACACACACACAAAAAAAAAAAAAAAAACGGGCCACCGGCCGACAUGCUGCGGAAGGCGGUAAUUACGUGUGUGGUGCCGACAGCACUAUACAGCAACGAGGCGUGGUACGGAGGCGGCGGAAGCCGGCACGGAACGCGCCACAGGGGAAAAAGGAGACGGUUAGCGCUAGAGUCGGCUACCACGUGGAAAAGAUACACAAGGCUAUGAAAGUGGCAGCCAGGUCGGUUAAAUAAGCAAUGCUUUCUGCACCGGCAACAAAAAGAUCGGGUUAAUAUAAUAUCCC
Daldinia caldariorum is the source of this 1669-nucleotide messenger RNA. RefSeq lists its product as uncharacterized. The transcript has 2 exons. NCBI's taxonomy places the organism in Eukaryota, Fungi, Ascomycota, Sordariomycetes, Xylariales, Hypoxylaceae. The record is from RefSeq and is a predicted model, not a curated record. The coding region runs from base 393 to 1037 and encodes 214 amino acids.